Messenger RNA from Teleopsis dalmanni, 889 nucleotides. RefSeq names its product calbindin-32. The transcript has 7 exons. The record is from RefSeq and is a predicted model, not a curated record. The coding region runs from base 185 to 889 and encodes 234 amino acids. Gene Ontology annotation, cellular component: nucleus; synapse; terminal bouton. NCBI's taxonomy places the organism in Eukaryota, Metazoa, Arthropoda, Insecta, Diptera, Diopsidae. Gene Ontology annotation, biological process: regulation of long-term synaptic potentiation; regulation of presynaptic cytosolic calcium ion concentration. Gene Ontology annotation, molecular function: calcium ion binding.
AAAAAGUUUUUCGUGUAGCAGUUUCCAGGUUUUCAGUUCCAGCUGUUACUACAUCUGCUUUACAUUUCGUUACUUAUACGUGACUUGGCUUGUACUUAAGUUGAGUUGAUUGCCAAGACAAUUUAAAAUUUGUGACUUGAAGACAAGAGUAAGACGGUGAAAAAAAAUAAACAAAAACAAAAAAAUGGAUUCUGUUGGUGCUGCUGCUGCCGCUGCUAAGCGUGUUCAAAUCGAAAAGGCACACAAUUUCAUGCGCCAAUACCGUGAUCCAGAAUCACGUGAACUUAAGAAGCUCUCUGCAAAUCAGUUCAUGGAUGUUUGGUCGCAUUAUGAUAAAGAUGGCAACGGUUAUAUUGAAGGCACCGAGUUGGAUGGCUUUUUGCGUGAGUUCGUGGCAAGUGCAAAUGCAACAGAUAUAAGUCCUGAAGCUGUCACCGACACAAUGCUGGGGGAGUUGAAAUCAUGUUUCAUGGAGGCUUACGAUGAUAAUCAAGAUGGCAAAAUUGAUAUAAGAGAGCUUGCUCAACUUUUACCAAUGGAAGAAAAUUUCUUGCUACUUUUCCGUUUCGAUAAUCCAUUGGAAUCCAGUGUUGAAUUUAUGAAGAUAUGGCGUGAAUAUGAUACCGACAACUCUGGCUAUAUUGAAGCUGAUGAACUCAAAAACUUUUUACGCGAUUUACUCAAAGAGGCCAAAAAAAUUAAUGAUGUUUCCGAGGAUAAAUUAAUUGAAUACACUGACACAAUGUUACAAGUUUUUGAUGCUAACAAGGAUGGCCGUUUACAGCUCUCAGAAAUGGCAAAAUUAUUACCAGUUAAGGAGAACUUUUUAUGCCGUCAGGUCUUCAAGGUGAGUACAAUUACAAACUAUUCGUUCUUCAUUUUUACAUAA